Xenopus laevis (African clawed frog) is the source of this 1454-nucleotide messenger RNA. RefSeq names its product flap structure-specific endonuclease 1 S homeolog (gene fen1.S). NCBI's taxonomy places the organism in Eukaryota, Metazoa, Chordata, Amphibia, Anura, Pipidae. The record is from RefSeq and is marked provisional. Gene Ontology annotation, molecular function: RNA-DNA hybrid ribonuclease activity; DNA binding; catalytic activity. Gene Ontology annotation, cellular component: nucleolus; nucleus; mitochondrion. Gene Ontology annotation, biological process: base-excision repair; DNA replication, removal of RNA primer; DNA replication.
AAAAACGCGGGAAAAGAAGUUACGUCAGGUAGAAGCCUACGAAGGUUUGGAAGGCUCAGGGCUUUCUCUGCGACCGCCCUUGUUGAACUCUGCAUCUUCCUUCCCUUUUGCCAAGUCAAUAUGGGAAUUCACGGCUUGGCCAAGCUUAUCGCAGAUGUGGCGCCUGCAGCUAUCAAAGAGCAUGAUAUAAAAAGUUACUUUGGUCGAAAAGUGGCCGUUGAUGCUUCUAUGUGCAUUUACCAGUUCCUUAUCGCUGUCAGACAGGAUGGCAAUAUGCUGCAGAAUGAGGAAGGCGAAACCACAAGCCAUCUCAUGGGUAUGUUUUACCGUACCAUUCGCAUGUUGGAGCAUGGCAUCAAACCCGUUUAUGUGUUUGAUGGGAAGCCGCCUCAGAUGAAGUCAGGUGAACUAGCCAAACGCAGUGAGCGUAGGGCAGAGGCAGAGAAGUUGCUUGAAGCUGCCGAGGAGGCUGGAGAAGUGGAGAACAUUGAGAAGUUCAAUAAAAGGCUUGUCAAGGUCACCAAGCAGCACAAUGAAGAGUGCAAGAAAUUGCUUAGCCUGAUGGGUAUUCCUUAUGUGGAUGCACCCUGUGAAGCUGAGGCCACAUGCGCUGCCUUAGUAAAAGCAGGAAAAGUGUAUGCUGCAGCAACUGAAGACAUGGAUGCCCUGACCUUUGGCACUCCGGUGCUGCUUAGGCACCUCACAGCAAGUGAAGCUAAAAAGCUGCCUAUUCAGGAGUUCCAUCUAAACCGCGUUUUUCAGGACAUCGGCAUCAAUCACGAACAAUUUGUGGAUCUCUGUAUCUUGCUCGGAAGUGAUUAUUGUGAAACAAUCCGUGGCAUUGGACCCAAAAGAGCCAUUGACCUGAUACGCCAGCAUAAGACUAUUGAAGAGAUCAUCGAUAACAUUGACCUCAAGAAAUACCCCAUUCCAGAGAACUGGCUGCACAAGGAGGCCAGGCAGCUUUUCUUGGAACCAGAAGUGAUAGAUGCUGACAUCACUGAGCUGAAGUGGACUGAGCCUGAUGAAGAGGGACUGGUGGCCUUCAUGUGUGGGGAGAAGCAGUUCAGUGAAGACCGCAUACGCAAUGGGGCCAAAAAGUUGGCCAAGAACCGUCAAGGCAGCACGCAGGGCCGGCUGGAUGACUUUUUCAAAGUGACUGGAUCCAUUAGCUCAACUAAAAGGAAAGAGGUAGAAUCCAAAGGAUCCACUAAAAAGAAAUCCAAAACUGGAGGUACCCCGGCAGGAAAGUUUAAGAGAGGUAAAUGAACGAGUUGGGUUUGGGGAGUUAUCAAGAACUGAUGUGUAAGCGCUAAAGCCCUGAGAAUAUGUUGGCGUUCUAUUAAAAAAAAAAAAAAAAAGAUAAACUUUAUCUUUAAAUAGGUAACGUUUGAAUGCUAAUGUUUGUGUGUUAUGUUAAUUGAAAUAAAGAGAAACCAACUUUUGUCUUAGAA